Messenger RNA from Epithele typhae, 237 nucleotides. Its product is annotated as NADH-ubiquinone oxidoreductase 12 kDa subunit. The transcript is spliced from 3 exons. Bases 1 to 237 code for a protein of 78 amino acids. NCBI's taxonomy places the organism in Eukaryota, Fungi, Basidiomycota, Agaricomycetes, Polyporales, Epitheliaceae. The record is from RefSeq and is a predicted model, not a curated record.
AUGCCUCUCGACGCCGUCUAUCAGGAGGAGCUUAAAGCACGGCUCGCCGAGCGCGAGCACCUCAUCCGCGAAUCCUGGGUCCGCGCCAUGGAGGCCAAGAUCGUCCGCCAGCAGCUCGACCGCUGCUACCUGACGGAGGGCGUUAAUCACCUGGAGAACUGCAAGGAGUACCGAGAAAAGUACCUCGUCAUGUUGAAGGAGAACCGGGUCCGUGGAUACAAGCACAUCGAGACCUAG